AUGUCGAGCACCGUUUUGGCUGAGGUCGACUGGGAUGGCGGUUUUGCCAUACCUGUGGCUAAUGCUGCAAACAAGGCUCUGCAAGAGGAAGUUAUGUGGAAGGAAAAGGAGAAGAUUAGGGUGGAAAACGAACUUGAGAGACUGAAAGACAAAAAGCAAGCUUUGUCUGACCACUUGAAAAAUGCAAUUCAAGAGCUGCCCCGCACUGAGGGUCUGUGUCAGGCCAAGGAGAGCGAGACUGCCUCCGAGAAGCACCUCAAGGCUCUGUCUGAGCGCGAGGCUGGCUGUCUGCACAAGGAGCUGGCCAGGGUAGAGCGCGAGCUGGGACUCCUCAAAGAGAAGAAGAGCUCAGAAGAGAACGACAUGAGCAAGGCCAGCCAGAAGCUGGAGGAGCUGCGGAGCCAGCUGAACUGGGACCAACAGACCCUGGACGGCUGGCUGGAGGAGUCGGCUCUCCGGGAUGAGGACACCAUGGCCCUGGUCAAGUUCUCCCAGCAGGACGAGCGCAGGAUCAAGUCACUCACUUUGGCAAUAGAAAAGAAGACAGUGGAAGCCAACCAAAGACGCAAGGCACUGGACAAUGAACUGACAGAGACAGUGUCCGCACAGAUCGCUUUGGACAAGUCGGCAGAGAACUUCCGCCAGGCCCACCAGGAGAGGCAGGAGCUGCUGAGGCAGUGGGAGAACACCAUCAAGCAGAUGAAGAGGCGGGACACUGAGAUGCAGCAGUGCACGCUGCAACUGGCCGAGGUCAACCAGGAGGGGCGGGCGAGGUGCGCGGCGGUGAGGGAAAAGAGGGACUUCCUGCAGACUGAGGAGCACAACAACCGAGAGUGUGAGAGGAGGAUCUCCAGGGCAGAGCGCCAGGCCUCCGAGCUGAGGCAGGACCUCCAAGAGCAGGAGCUCCACCCUGGACAGUGUGAAGACCACUGUGGACAGAACGGCAACGGACGUGGAGUCGCUUCGGACACAGAUCACCAGUGUGAAGGAAGAAAUCCAGAACAAGACAGUCAAACUGUACAAGGCCGAGCUCCAAAAUGCCGCUCUAGAGGACAAGCUGAGCAAGGUGACCCAGACGGCCCUCAGCGUGGAGGAGAGAGCCCUGCAGUUGGACCAGCUGCUCAGAGACGAGGACCAGGUCACCAAGGAGCUGGACAUGCAGCUGCAGCACCACCGCGAGGCGCUGUUUGGCCAGAGGCAGAAUCUGCAGGCACUCAGGAGCAAGGAGAAGGACCUGACAGCCCAGAUACUGGGGAGCAAGGCAGCCCUGGCCAGCCUCAAAGGACACAUGGGCAAGCUGGACCAGAACCUCCUCAAACAGCAGGAGAUAAUUUACAACCAGAACAUCCAGAUCCAGCAGCUGGAGAGCAAGGUGGCCCGUCUGCUGGGGGAGGUCAACACAGAGGAGAAGCAGGCACUGGAGCAGGAGACGGCCCAGCUGACCAGUGCCCUGGAGCAGAGGACCCGGACCGCCCAGCUGCUCAGCAUCCAGCUCAAGGAGCUACAGGACGACAUCCGCUGUGUGAGGAAGGAGGCAGAGAGAACUGGAGCAGAGAACCGAGAGAUGACAACCAAGAUGGAGGAGCUGCAACUGUUCAACGACACCUCGGACAAGGAGCUGAAGAAGCUCAGGACGACCAAGCAGGACACCAUGGUGGAGGAGAACAUGGUGAAGCUUGCGCUGCGGCGCCUGAGGGACCUGCUGUACAACAGAGCGGAUGGCGUGCUGUCCAGGGAGAAGAGGAGGCUGCAGCUGCAGACGGCCAUGAAGGAGCGGGAGGAGGAGAUCAGAGUCCACCGCCAGAUGCUGGCCAAGGAGAUGAAUAUCGCCCAGAAGGAGAGACAGGAGCUCAGUGUGGAGGUGAACCAGAGGCUGUCCAAGGUCGACAUGAUGAAGAAGUGCUAUGAGGUCUUGACCAUCUCCAUGGUGACACCCGAAGGAGAGGAGGACAAAUCACAGGCUUACUACAUCAUAAAGGCAGCCCAGGAGAAGGAGGGGCUCCGGCGGAAGGGGGACGACCUGGACGCCAAGAUCCGCAAGAUGGAGACCGAGAUCCCAGCGCUGGACAACACCAUCCAGCUGGUCAACAACUGCAACUCGUCCUACCGCAAGUCC
This is a messenger RNA of Gadus macrocephalus (Pacific cod), 2116 nucleotides long. RefSeq names its product eukaryotic translation initiation factor 3 subunit A-like. The transcript is spliced from 15 exons. Gene Ontology annotation, biological process: inner dynein arm assembly; cilium-dependent cell motility; cilium movement. The coding region runs from base 1 to 1908 and encodes 635 amino acids. NCBI's taxonomy places the organism in Eukaryota, Metazoa, Chordata, Actinopteri, Gadiformes, Gadidae. Gene Ontology annotation, cellular component: axoneme. The record is from RefSeq and is a predicted model, not a curated record.